AUGCUUGCGGUGUCGCUAGGUCGGAAUUUGGGUGCGUUGGUGAAGCUGCAGGCGGCGCUCCAUGGCCGGACGCUCUUCGGUAGCCGUUUGUUCUUGGACCACAAGUUCCAUGCCGAGUUGGUGCAACCAUUGCAGCAGGAGGCGUUGUGUGACACAAUGGACUCGUUGUGCAACAACGUGCGCUAUCCCUACGAGUGUCUUACCAACUCGCCGACCUGGGGACCUCGCGGCCUCUCCGACGCCAAAAGUCCCGUGAACUGGCUCACCAGCGACGACUGCGCCGGCUCUGGCGGAAUUACGGGAGCCGGCGGAAUUGCGGGAGUCGCCGAGGCAAGACUCACCGAAGCAGGUGUUGCCAAUGCUGGCGGCAUCCCGGCUACCGAGUAUGUGUCCUUCGGCGGAGAGCGUGUCCUCCGCAACUGGAAACAGCUCGGUGGCCAAGAGACGAAGGCCAUGGGCGUGAACCUCGUCUUCGGAAGCCGAGGCUUCCCCCACCGCAGCAUCGGGCUCUUCACAUUCUUCGAUGGACUUGCCACACCCGGCGCCGUGCGGGCAGAUGCAGGCCUCGGCGUCGGAGUGCAACUCCUACCUAACGUCACUGUGGAAGCCGCAAUCGGGACCAACCUCACGCCCACCCAACCCGGUGAUGAAAUCAAACUCUGGGACAUAAGGGCCCGAAUGCACUAG
Gregarina niphandrodes is the source of this 687-nucleotide messenger RNA. RefSeq lists its product as hypothetical. NCBI's taxonomy places the organism in Eukaryota, Apicomplexa, Conoidasida, Eugregarinorida, Gregarinidae. The record is from RefSeq and is a predicted model, not a curated record. The coding region runs from base 1 to 687 and encodes 228 amino acids. The transcript has a single exon.